This is a messenger RNA of Paramuricea clavata, 791 nucleotides long. The record is from the annotation of a GenBank genome assembly. NCBI's taxonomy places the organism in Eukaryota, Metazoa, Cnidaria, Anthozoa, Malacalcyonacea, Plexauridae.
CAGUAAAAGAUUAGAGGUCAUUGAGAGAGAUUAAAAACAUUCACAUUGUUUGCAUCUAAAAUUAAUAAGAUAUUGUAAUACAAAUUUGUAAUUUGUUUGCAUCAGUAUUGACGGCUGCAUAAUCACGCGUGGUUUCCUGGGGAGGAAAUUGUCUAUCUUUGUCCUUUCGCUUGGUGAGCGGCCAACAGUCCAGAUGGCAGAACAAAUGUUGCAGUUGAUUGAAGAUCCGUUUUGCCGUUUUACCCAACGUUUGUUUGUCGUUUACAAACAGUACUGCUUUACUGUGUAGCUAUGAAGUUCCGUGAGGUCGAUGGAGUGAAAGUUUUUGAACCAACACUGGAGGAAUUUCAAGAUUUUGGAGGCUGUAUCAGAGAGAUAGAAAGGCAAGGUGCCGCGAGCACUGGUCUUGCCAAGGUGAAUUUCUCUUCGUUCUCAUCUGUAUAUAAAUGUAUGUUUGUUUCAACAACUUUAGGAUAUUUAUUGGUCAUGUGUUUUUAAGGUCGUACCACCCAAAGGAUGGCAAGCAAGAAAGGACUACACGACAAUCAAAACCGGCGAAUUUCGCAUUCCUGCACCGAUAUCACAAAUCUUUCAAGGUCGCCAAGGUUAGUAGCUUAGUGUUAAUUUAAAACAUUCAAUUAUUAUUUGUCGUCGCUAAGGGUGUGAACUCUUUUUAAACCUUCUAUAUAACAGUAUAUAUUUAUAUUUCAGGAUUAUACGAACAGUAUAAUAUUUUGAAGAAAGCGACAACUGUAGGGGAAUUUGAGAAACUCGCGAACAGUGAAAGGUAC